Molecule: messenger RNA, 2224 nt
Organism: Drosophila obscura
Lineage: Eukaryota; Metazoa; Arthropoda; Insecta; Diptera; Drosophilidae
Product: nose resistant to fluoxetine protein 6-like
Exons: 9
Coding region: 6-2093 (695 amino acids)
Molecular function (GO): acyltransferase activity, transferring groups other than amino-acyl groups
Source: RefSeq, a predicted model, not a curated record
UUACCAUGGUGAACGGUUUAGGCACUCUGUUGGUCAGUGGACUGAUAAUCGUCAGUGCAGCCAAGGCCCAACUGAAGGACGGGAGUGUCCUACAGGACUACGAGCGUCUGAUGGGGCUGCGCUCUCUGAGAGUCGAGUUUGCUGAACACUUCCGCAAUGCAUCUCUCACAGAAUUGGACAUAUUCCACUCCCGAAUACCCAGUCAAGAGGAUCUGUUGUGUCUCGCGGAUAUGGCUCAGUUCAUGCAGGCUGUCACUGAUGGACAAUUGUGGGCAGUGAAGAUGAUCGACGCUUGGGGCUCCAUUCCCUCGGGUCUACUGUACGGCAACUUCUAUGACUUGGGCAACUUCGAUGAGUGUCUUAGGAUAAGCAAGGUCAUCACCCAAGGUCACAGCAUUAAUGGAAAGUACUGUUUUCUCACCGUAUCAUUGGACGAAAUACUUGGAACUCAGAUUGAAGCAUUAAGACGAAUGCCAGCUAAGAUUGGAUCCUGCUUUCCGGCGUCUUGCUCUGCCGCUCAUAUGGAUACGUUUGUGGGUCAAUUUAUGCAGAAACUGCUCAACUCGAGCAGCACAAGCAUUAAAAUCAGCGAGACCAGCUGCCAGACAAGUGAGUCUAUUCCAUGGGAUGGCAUGACUAUAUUCACAGUUGUGAUACUUGGCCUGAUGGGUUCUGUCGUGGUGUUGAGCACCCUGUACGACUACUUCUUUUGUCAGGAUCCUGAUCGACUUCCUGUGGUGGCCAAGAUCUGUUCUGCUCGCAUCAGUUCCCGCGCUCUCUUUCGCGUCGUAGAGAGCAAAUCGAAUUCGAAUGUGAUCGACUGCCUGAAUGGAAUUCGAUGUUUGUCCAUCGCCUGGGUGGUUUUUUCCCAUGACUACCUGUUCUCGGUGUAUUCUCCCAACAUUAAUUUUGUUCAUGUGAUUUCGUGGGCUGAGGAACCGUUCAGUAGUUUUAUUUUGCACGGCGUUUUCUCGGUGGACUCCUUUUUCUUUCUUGGCGGCCUACUAGUGGCGAUGAUAGCUCUGCGCUCCAUGGAGAAAUCCAAUGGUAGUCUGAAUGCUCCGUUGAUGUAUCUCCAUCGACUUAUACGCAUCGCUCCCGUCCUGUCAAUGGCUAUUCUGGUCUACACGAAGCUCAUGCCUGUGGUUGCAGGCGGGCCGCUCUUCAGCGGUGGAUACAGUGGCACUGCCGCAUGUGAGAGCGAUUGGUAUUGGACUUUGCUGUUCGUCCAGAACUAUGCCACAUCGAAUAUUUGCAUUUCCCAUUCCUGGUACUUGGCCGUGGAUAUGCAGCUAUACAUCAUUUCUCCGCUUCUGCUGAUUGCUCUGUAUAAGUGGGGCAAGAAGGCAGCCGCGGGCAUUGUGGUGCUUGUGCUACUGCUCUCGUCCUGCCUCUUUGCCACCAUGAUGAUCAACAAGUACUCGAUGCUUCUGAAGAAUAGCACCGGUGAUGGUUCCGCGAAUAAAAAACUCUACUUUGCCACCCACCGGCAUGCUGCUCCUUGGCUGAUUGGAUUUCUCUUCGGGUACUUCUUGCACCUCAAUCGGGGGAAGAAGUUCCAGUUAAGCCGCAUUGCCGUGUGGUCUGGAUGGGUGCUUAGCCUUGCCAUGAUCUUCACAUCGAUCUUUGCAUUGUAUCCUGCUGCCCAGUGGAGUGCUCCACCUCUGUCCACCCUCGAGGAGUCUCUCUACUACACACUCACCCGAGUGGGCUGGCCAUUGGCCCUUUGUUGGGUCGUCUUCGCCUGCAUGCAGGGCCAUGGCGGUCUGGCCAACAGUUUCCUAUCCUCGCCAUUGUGGCAGCCUCUCUCGAGACUCUCGUAUUCCGUAUACAUCUGGCACAUGUUCUUGGUGGAGGUAAACACCAAAAACUCAAGAACCAAUACGUACUUCUCCGACUACAGUAUGAUGCUUAAGUUUUGGUCUGAUUUUGGAUUCACCGUUUUGAUGGCGUAUUUCUUUUACCUAAUCAUUGAGGCCCCUUUGGCAGGUUUCGACAGUCUUCUUCGACCCAAAGGAACUUCUAGGGCUAAAGCUCCUGUUCCCAGUUUAGAGACGAGAGAGCUAGAGGACCCCAAAGAGACGAAUACAUAAAUUUAAUUUACUGCGGCUGGUUAUAUUAUAGGAUUAGCCUACAUUUAUUUAUUUUUUGUUUUUGGUUCAAGUGGAAACUCUUGCAAAGCAUUCUCAAACGUUGAGCUGUUGGGGCAGGCCAUGCAUGGCAA